This is a messenger RNA of Empidonax traillii (willow flycatcher), 1177 nucleotides long. It is a transcript of the gene RAD51AP1, whose product is annotated as RAD51 associated protein 1. The transcript is spliced from 8 exons. The record is from RefSeq and is a predicted model, not a curated record. Gene Ontology annotation, biological process: interstrand cross-link repair; double-strand break repair via homologous recombination. Lineage: Eukaryota; Metazoa; Chordata; Aves; Passeriformes; Tyrannidae. Gene Ontology annotation, molecular function: single-stranded DNA binding; double-stranded DNA binding. The coding region runs from base 9 to 806 and encodes 265 amino acids.
GAGCGGGGAUGGCGCGGCCGGGCAGGAGGAACAGGAAAGUUGUCGAUUAUUCUCAGUUUGGGGAUUUGGAAGAUGACGAUGAGGACUUUGCACCUUCCAGCAAAAAAUCCAGAACUCAGCCCAAGGAACCGAAGAAGGAGAAAAAAGAGAAGCAAAAAAAGCCACCAAAAGAAGUGACUCAGUCACAAACACAGACACUUAGCAAAAGGUUAUCCUUGGAUGACAAACUCUAUAAGAGAGAUUUGGAAGUUGCCUUAGCCCUGUCCGUCAAAGAAAAAUCUGCAAAUAUCCUCGAGGUGCAAAAUUCAGAAGAACAAGAUAGGAGUGUUGAAUCAGAAAACACACACAGGAGUCCCUCUUUUUCCAACUGCAGUGCAGACAGUGAGAUUUUAGGUCUCAGUCAGGUGAUGGAUGAGGACACACCCCAGGGUGAUGGUGGGAAAGGAGCGGUGACAUCCCGAGUUGCAGCGCAGCAGAAAGUGGUUGACAGUGAUGGCAGAGAGCAGGACACUGACUCUGAGCCAGAGUCUGUCCCCACAUCACCUGUAGUUUCUCCUUCGUGGACAAUGGAACAGAAACCUGAGCCAAGGCAAAGGAUGACAUCCUCAGAGCCAGUUGGGAGGCCUCUGCUUGCAUCAAGUCCUGUAACACACACAAAGCCUAAAUGGACACCCCCAGCUCCAUCAGGAAGCAGUAAUUCCUCUGGGAGGUACGUUGCUGUGAAGUCACCUACUCACUGCCUUAGACUUGGCCUCUCCAGGCUGGCAAGAGUCAAACCACUGCACCCCAGUGCCACCAGCAGCUAAGUGGUCAGUGGCAAGGUGCCACACGAAGGAAAAGACUGUGGAGAGUGUUUUGCUUAUAAACAGCACCGUGGCAUCAUCCGUUUUGGAGGACUCUUGCUGAUGGAUGGUGUUGUAAUGAGUUUUUAUCCUGCAUCUUGCUGGGCAUCCUUAAGUGCUGCCGAAUAAUUGUGUUAUUUAAUCCAGGUGGCAUCUGGGUCACCAGCUUUUUCAUGUGUUAUAUUCACAGAUGUUGGUUUGUGAUAAUUUUAGUCCUCUAAUAUCCAAACUCUUGGCAAUAAAAUAGCCUAGACAGCAGUAUGUAUGACAGGAAAUAUGCUUUUUUAGAAUGUUGUAUUUUUUUAAAAACUAAAAUAAAAUACUUUAUAUAAUCU